CAAAUUCACAAGAGUGGAGCUUGGAGGGCCUGUGGUAAAAUGAUUCGUGAACAAGAUCUGACAUGCGUAAAAUGAAAAAACAUAUGUAUUAACCUCAGUUAUUAAGAAAACUGAUGUUUCAAAAUAUGUGUGAUUGAAAUACAUUUUCAAACAAAAUUUUGGUGUAUUAUGUAAACAAAUAUAAUAUUUGUCUUAUAAAAUCAUCAAUGUAAUAUAUCAAACACUCAACUAAAAAUUGUAACAAGAAUAGCUAAAGGACAAAUUUGAAUAUUAAAGCAGACAAUUCUAAAAGUUACAACAGAAUGCUUUUGGCAAUACCUAUGCCACCAAAAAAUUUCUCGGUUAAUGUUAUAAGUCUUGAAGGAAAUGUUACAGAUGUGGCUGUAAAUUCAGAUUUCACAAUAGAAAAAAUUAAAAUAAAUGUAAUAAAGCAUUUUUAUGGUCAUGAUACAGCAAAAACAUCGUCUCAGUUCCGUUUAAUUCAUUUAUCCAAGUUUAAACAACUUACAGAUAGAUGUAGCGUGAAUGAUGAAGAAAUCAAUGAACAUGAUGAAUUAAUAUUAACAAAAAUUCGUCCUGUAUCAAAAGAAAAUUUAUCUGAAGAUACCUUAAAAGGUCCAAGCGAAGAAGUAAUAUUACAAGCAACAAAUGAUCUACCUAUAUUUAAUCCACAUCAUCAUGUUUCAUCUAUUUAUUGUUCUGUAGAUAAUGAAAUACGGAAAAUUUUAAUAACUCUUGUAAAAGCAUCAGCGAAAAUUUUAACGUAUAGUUCAAAAGUAAACAAGUUCUGUGAAAUUUUAAAAGAAAAAUUAGAAAUAAAAUGUAAACCUACUAUUGAUCCAAAUAUUGUAAAAGUUCUAAUGGAAAUGGGUUACUCUCAUCAAAGAGUCAUAAAAGCUCUUUGUUUACGAAAAUCAAAUAUAUCAGAAGCAUUGGAGUGGUUAAUAGAACAUCAAGACGAUUCAGAUGAUGAUAAUGAUAAUAGUGAUGAUAAUGAUUUAGGCAUUUUAACUGAAAGAGAUAAUGAUAAUGUUGUAGCAGGUUCCAGUUUAUCUGAUAAUACGAAAAGAAGAUCUUUGAAGGAAAUGUGUAUUGAACUAUUUAAAGGAGAAAAUCAAGGGUUGCAGAAACAAGAAAAUUUGAUUAAUAUAGUAGAUCUUCUACUAGAAAGUUUUCAUUUUUAUAAAAAAAUGGAUUUCAAACCUAAUUCUAAAACAGUGCAAUCACUUCUAGAAAUGGGAUUUGAUGAAAAAGGUAUUAUUAAUGCACUAAAAGUUACUGGAAACAAUCAAAUUAAUGCUUGUGAAUGGUUGCUCGGAGAACGAAGACAUAGUUUACAAGAUUUAAAUGAAGGAUUUGACUCUGAGAAUCCAAUUUUCAAAGCGAUUAUGAGCAACUCGCAUAUUCAACUAAGUCUUACCAAUCCUAAAAUGUUGCUUGUGUAUUUAUCUAUACUAGAAACCCCAGUUUCUAUAAAUAUGUGGUUGAGCGAUCCUGAAGUGUCACCUAUACUUAAUCAAAUCAUUAAAACAUAUCAUGCUGAAAAACAUGCAAUUCAUAUAAAUCAGUAUAUAAAUAACUAAUAUUAUUAUCACAAAAAAUGAAAUUGUCUUAUUAUAAA
Molecule: messenger RNA, 1621 nt
Organism: Osmia lignaria (orchard mason bee)
Lineage: Eukaryota; Metazoa; Arthropoda; Insecta; Hymenoptera; Megachilidae
Gene: Kpc2
Product: Kip1 ubiquitination-promoting complex subunit 2
Cellular component (GO): ubiquitin ligase complex
Molecular function (GO): protein binding
Source: RefSeq, a predicted model, not a curated record